Neltuma alba is the source of this 2673-nucleotide messenger RNA. RefSeq names its product TMV resistance protein N. The transcript is spliced from 6 exons. Gene Ontology annotation, molecular function: ADP binding. NCBI's taxonomy places the organism in Eukaryota, Viridiplantae, Streptophyta, Magnoliopsida, Fabales, Fabaceae. The record is from RefSeq and is a predicted model, not a curated record. Bases 94 to 2673 code for a protein of 859 amino acids. Gene Ontology annotation, biological process: defense response; signal transduction.
ACUACUGCUAUUGUUACCUCAUCUUCUUCCUUCUUCUCAGGCAUCAGAUCAUCCCUGUAUACCUUCCAAGAACUUGACUUUUGAAUUAUCACAAUGGCGCUUGAUGAUCAAGAAGUUGGAUAUUCUUCAAGCUAUUGCCGUUCAAAUAGAAGACACAAGUAUGAUGUGUUUUUAAGUUUUCGAGGAGAAGACACACGUAAGAAUUUUGCAGACCACUUAUAUGCUGCUUUGUGUCUCAAUGGACUGAUAACUUUUAGAGAUGAGGAAGAACUUGGGAGGGGAGAAAUUAUCAAACCAAGUUUGCUUCAAGCAAUUGAAGAAUCUUUGUCAGCAAUUAUUGUUCUCUCUAAAAACUAUGCUGCAUCCACAUGGUGCUUAGAUGAACUCCUAAAGAUCCUUCAUUCUAAGAAAGUGUUGGAUCUUCAUGUUUUUCCAAUCUUUUAUGGCGUAGACCCGUCUGAUGUUCGGCAUCAGAAAGGAAGUUUUGCAGAAGCCUUUGAAAAGCAUGACCAGAAAUUUGCAAACGAUAAAGGGAAGGUGCAAAGAUGGAGGGAUGCUUUGAGAGAAGUUGCUGACUUGGCUGGCUGGAGCUCUAAAAAUUGGUAUGAAACGAAACUCAUUGAAAUCGUUACUGAAAUGGUGAGGUCAAAAAUAGAUAAUCAACCACCUUUUGAUUCAAAUGAUGAAGAUGAUGAUGAACUUGUUGGAAUUGAUGAAAAAAUAGCAGACUUUGAUUCAUUUCUAGCAAAUAAAUCGGAGGAAGUUCAAUUUGUAGGAAUAUGGGGAAUGGGAGGGCUAGGCAAAACUACUCUUGCUAGAGCUAUUUAUGAGAGAAUAAAAAAGAACUAUGAAUUUCAUUUCUUUCUUCAUAAUGUGCGAGAGAAAUCUGCACAAGAUGGUGGUUUAAUUGAAUUGCAAAAGGAACUUCUUUCUCAUCCGAAAAGGAGAAUCAGAAUGGAAGUGGGUAAUUAUUACGAUGGAAGGGAGUUAAUCAAAAGAAUGUUGUGCAAUACAAGAGUUCUACUUAUCCUAGAUGAUGUCAGUGACAUUAGCCAGCUUGUGAAUUUGGCCGGAAAGAAAGGGUGGUUUGGUAAAGGGAGUAGAAUAAUAAUAACAACAAGAGAUCAGCAUUUGUUAGUUCAGCAUGGAGUUUCUCAAUAUGAGAUGAAUUUUUUAAGUCAGGUUGAGUCCCGUCAACUUUUUCUGCAAAAAACAUUUAAAGGAGAUCAACCAAAUGGAGAUUAUUUGAAGCUUUUUGAAACUGUGAUUGAAUCUACCAAAGGACUUCCAUUGGCACUCAAAGUGUUUGGUUCAUUUCUUUGCGGAAGAAAUACAAUAGAAUGGGAGGAUGCACUCAAGAAGAUUUCUUCUUCAGAUCCCAUUUUCAAUAUACUUAAAGUGAGCUUUGAUGGACUAGAAUAUAAUGAGCAGACUAUAUUCUUAGAUGUUGCUUGCUUUUAUAAUGGGAUGGCCAAGGAUAAAGUCAUACAAAUUUUAGAAAAUAGUGGUCUUCGCCCAAUAAUUGGAAUAAAAAUUCUUAUCGAGAAAUCAUUGGUAACUGAGGUUAAUGGGUUCUUGAGGGUGCAUGACAUGUUGCAAGAAAUGGGUAAGGAAAUUGUUUUUCGUGAGUCACCCAAUGAAGCUGGCAAACGUAGCAGAAUAUGGUCCUUGGAGGAUGCUAACCUUGUGCUUAGAAAUAAGAGGGGAACUGAAACAAUCCGUGGUAUGGUGGUACAAUUUGACAAAGCACAUGUCAUAUAUUUGGACCCUGAAGCCUUCUCAAAUAUGAGUAAUCUCAGGUUACUUAUCAUAUCACAUUCUUCACUUGGCCAUUUGAAUCUUCUUCAUGGACUUAAGUGCCUGCCCAACUCAUUGAAAGUCAUAAAAUGGAAGGGGUAUCCUUUACAUUUCCUGCCAAGUCAAACUCAAUUGGAUGAACUUGUUGAUCUUGAAAUGAAACACAGCAAAUUAAAGGAACUUUGGAGAGGAGAUCAGUUUCUACAAAGUCUAAAGUUCAUUGAUUUGAGUCAUUCAACAAACCUGAUGAGAACAUCAAAUUUUGAUAGAACCCCUAAUCUUCAAAGAUUAAUUCUUAAAGGAUGUACAAAGCUUGUUGAAGUUCACUGCUCUCUCGGGCAACACAAGAAUCUUGUCAUUGUUAAUUUUGAAGGUUGCAAAAGUAUUAAAAAUCUUCCAACCAAAUUGGAGAUGAAUUGCUUAGAGACAUUUAUUCUCUCUGGUUGUUCAAAAGUUAAAAGGCUUCCUGAGUUUGGUAAAGGCAUGACAUGUUUAUCAGAGCUUAAUGUAAAAGGGACUGCUAUAUCCAAACUGCCUCAGUCAUUGGUCAAUUUAACUGGUCUUGCUAUAUUAAAUUUAAAGUAUUGCAAAACCCUAGUAUGUCUUCCAAGUGAUUUUAAAAAAUUGAAAGCUAUAAAGGAGAUCAAUAUUCGUGGUUGCUCAAAGUUGUCAAGGCUUCCAGAGAAUUUGAAUGAAAAUGAGGCAUUGGAGGUGCUUGAUGUGGGUGGGACUGCUCUAAAAGAAGUGCCUUCGUCCCUCAAUAAUUUGAAAAAAUUAUCUCUUAGUGCAUGCAAUGCUUCUGCACAAUCAUCCUCGUGGAAUCACUACUCUCUUCUCAAGCGGGCAUUUAGGCUUCAAAGGCCUUCAAUGAAAUAG